Messenger RNA from Tarenaya hassleriana, 1378 nucleotides. RefSeq lists its product as uncharacterized. The transcript has 2 exons. The coding region runs from base 132 to 1061 and encodes 309 amino acids. Lineage: Eukaryota; Viridiplantae; Streptophyta; Magnoliopsida; Brassicales; Cleomaceae. The record is from RefSeq and is a predicted model, not a curated record.
AAUCUCAUCUUGAAAUUCUUUAUGGUAUCAGAGCGUUAAAGAUCCGAUACACGUUCCCUUUGUUUUUUUUUUCCUGACCCUUUCUCUCAAUUUCUUCACAUCGAUACGUUUCGAAUCUCCCCAUUGAUAUCAUGGAGGCGAUGUCAAAGCCGAUCCCGAUCACCCUCAACGGUGAAAACUAUUUCUUUUGGUCGAAAGCCGCCAAAGCUACGCUUAGUAGCAAAGGUCUAUGGAGUCAUAUCACCGACAGAGAAUUUUCCUCUCCACCUUCACAAAUCGAGGCCGAAGGAGAGGCUCCGGUGACUGGAACUCAACAAAGACCAUCUCAUACCGAGGAGAAAGCAAAACGGCAUCAAGAUGAUCAACUUGCCUUGGUCCUUUUGCAAGGUUCCCUUGAUCCAACCGUAUUACAAUCAUUCAUCUCCAUGGAGUCCGCAAAGACGUUGUGGGAUGCACUAAAGGAAGUUUACGGUAAUUUAUCCAAUAUAAGUCGUAUUUACGAAAUAAAAAAGAAGUUGUCACAAUUGCAGCAGCAAGGCCAGCCUUUCACCAAAAUCCAAGGAACGUACACGGCUUUGUGGAACGAGCUUGAGGAGAUCCGGCCUCCUACAGUUGAUGCAAAAGUUUGUCUCGAACGAACCGAGGAGGACAAAGUUUUCGGAUUGCUCCUUACAUUGGAUCCAUCAUUCAACGACUUGGUCUACCAUGUCUUGCGUCAAUCCAAACUUCCGUCUUUUUCCGAGGUAUGUAUGAUGAUCAAUACGGAGGAGGGUGGAAGGAACUUAUUUGGCGGUCCAUUGGCAAUGGCCAACUACACCACCAAGAAUCCGCCGAUCUUCUCAACUCCAAAAGACAAACGUGUUCCGACGUGUGCCCACUGCAAGAAGCUCGGCCAUAGCAAGGAGAGAUGUUGGAUUCUCAAUCCACACCUAAAACCAAAUAGGUACCGAGAUCCACAAUCCAAAGGGGCUGCUAUGAGUGCCGGCAACACCAUAUCCUUCACACAGGAGGAAUUCAAACAAUUUGUCCUUUCUAUGAAGGAUAAAGAAAGUGGAUACUAAGUCGGAUACUACGUUUGGCAAAGGAAUAAAGCAUGGCAAUCUCUACUAUGUUGAAGACUUGCAAACCUCAUCUCAUUCUCUUUUUCAUGUUUCCCACUCUCUUUUGCAUGCUAGAUUAGGGCAUCCUCAUAAUAAAGUUCUCCGAUUACUUUUUCCAAACACCAAGGAUGUUGACCUCGAUUUUUGUGAAGCUUGUGUGCUUGGUAAACAUUGUAGAUCGGUGUUUCCUAUUUCAAAGACAGUUUAUGAUAAUGCAUUUGAUUUGAUUCAUUCCGAUGUGUGGACAUCUCCAUGUUUCUCAAGAGAUAAUUUUAAAU